AUGCUACAUGUGGAGCUCAUUAAAAAAGACGAAUGUGGUGAAGGAAAUGUGAAAGAGGGACUCGAAGUUGAAGAAAACGAAGAAUGCAACAAAGAAAAUGAUGGAAUCAUUCGAGACAAGUAUUUCGACGUUAACAUGGAAGCAUCAGAGCUUUAUGAUGCUGGUUCAGCACCAGGUUGUGAGGGUGAUCGUAUAGACAAGCCUACACUUAAGGAGCACCCUCGCCGAGAAACAUCAGCAUCUGCCCCAACUCCGGAUCAAGAGAUUCUGUAUCUAGAUAUGGUUGAGGUGGAUCACUGUGAACCGCUAGUUGUCGACGACACUUGUAUGUCUUAUAGCUUUGAUGACAGUAUGAGAAUUGCAAUCGGUCAAGAAUUUGCGAGCAAGACUGAGGUGAAGAAUUUGUUGAUCAAUGCUUCGUUGAAAGCUUAUUUUGAUUAUAACAUUGUCAAGUCGACAACGAAAUUGUUUGUCGCAAAAUGUGUAGUGUCAGAUUGUAAGUGGGCACUGCGAGCAGUGAGGAUCAAUAACUUGGAUCGUUUCUCCCUACGAACAUACUACAACAUCCGUACUUGUUCUUCUAGUUUGGUUGAUAAAAAGAUCCGACAAGCGACUUCAGAGUUAGUUACAUAUAUGUUAAGGAAAAGGUUUCCAAGCCAAAUUGACACGCCAACCCCAAUUAAAGUGAUGAACAUGAUGGAAAACCAUGGUGUUACAAUAAGCUACUUCAAAGCAUGGAAGGGCAAACAUAUCACCGUAAAUGAUAUUAGGGGUGCAUCGGAGCUCAGCUUUGGUAUGCUUCCUAAUUAUUUGCACAUGCUGAAGGUAAUAAAUCCCGGCACAGUCACACAUUUGGUGGUUGAAAGAGAUGAAAAGUUUAAGUACAUUUUCAUUGCGUUGGGGGCAUCUAUUAAGGGUUUCAAGGCAAUGAUGAAGGUAAUUGCAGUUGAUGGAACUUUUUUAAAGAUUGAAUAUAAGGGAACAUUGAUUAUAGCCACCGCCCAAGACGACAACUACCAUCAGUAUCCUCUUGCUUAG
Molecule: messenger RNA, 1038 nt
Organism: Morus notabilis
Lineage: Eukaryota; Viridiplantae; Streptophyta; Magnoliopsida; Rosales; Moraceae
Exons: 1
Coding region: 1-1038 (345 amino acids)
Source: RefSeq, a predicted model, not a curated record